AUGUCCAGAGCAGCGUUUCGCACCCUCGGGGCGGAGGACGAAGAGGAGGAUGACCCCCGCAAGCACGACUGCAAGGGAAAGCUGGACCAACGAGAGGCAGUCUUCAAUUUCAAACAGCAGAAGCUGCAGACAGACAUGGAGAUGUGGUUCAUGGAGGAAAUACCCGAGAUUUAUGGCGCAGACUCCGACGACCUUGACGAGUCUUUGCAGGAAGAUGCGCAGGCAGAGAUCAUCGCGAAGAUAUGUUCUACGGGAGACUGCGAGGCAAUGCGACAGACUCUGCUCGACUGGCUGGUUCAAUGUCCAGAUCCACACAGGCGAGAUGAUUUCGUGGGCAAAGCUGUUUCGAUGGCGCUGAAGGUCAACAUGGCCGGAAGAUCGCAGAAGUGA
Symbiodinium natans is the source of this 390-nucleotide messenger RNA. NCBI's taxonomy places the organism in Eukaryota, Dinophyceae, Suessiales, Symbiodiniaceae. The record is from the annotation of a GenBank genome assembly.